GUCCAUCGGCCACGCCAUCCGCCGUCAAGGGCGUUUCCAGUGCAGGGGAUUCGGCCGGUAGGGCCUGGGGCUGCCAGGAUCAGUUUGUCUACAGGGGAUUUGGAGAUUUUUUAGCUGUUCCCAAUUCACAAAGUGUGCCCUGUGAGCUCUUUGCCGCUUCCAUCAUCGCCGCUAGCUUUAAUCCUGCCUAAGCCUAAUGCUGUACCUAACCUCUCCAGGUCCCUCCCCACCUCCACUAUCUCCACCAGAAGUCACCACCGCUGCCACUACACUACCAUCCAUUGCCCGCCACCAAGAUUUCUCCUCUUCACUACUUUUGUCCACUACAGUAUUCCCCUCACGUUCUGACAUCUGAAUCCCUUCUCUGCAAGGCAACGUCGAUACCAGAAGCCAUCUAUUUGCGAUUCAACUCUUCCCCCGAGGCUUAUCAUCCCUCACUCCGCGCUUCGCCAGACCCUCAACUCCAGCUUGUGACAGAGCUUGCUUGACAAACAGCUAGCUGUCCUUGUCCUCGACUAACAUCGUCAUCCCCAACUUGACUCGACUACCCACCCAUAACGUCGCCCGUUCACACUUUAGCCCAAGAUGAUGUCCGGAGAAGCUUGGUUGUUCCUGUUGUCGGUGCUUAUCAACGCCGUCAACCUCUUCUUGCAGGUCUUCUUCACUAUCAUGUACAGUGACUUGGAAUGUGACUACAUCAACCCCAUUGACCUCUGCAACCGACUCAACACCUACAUUAUCCCCGAGGCUGCCGUACACGGUUUCUUGACCUUCCUCUUCCUUAUCAACGGAUACUGGGUGCCUCUUAUUCUCAACUUGCCUCUCCUUGGCUGGAACGUUAAGAAGAUCGUUGACAACACCCACCUCCUCGAUGCGACUGAGAUCUUCCGCAAGCUCAACGUCCACAAGAAGGAAUCUUUCUUCAAGCUGGGAUUCCACUUGAUCAUGUUCUUCUUCUACCUCUACAGCAUGAUUGUUGCUCUUAUCCGAGACGAGUCCUCCUAAGUGGUUACUCUCUUGACUGAGUCGUGAUCCGGUUAUUCCCGAUGUUAGGCAUUGCCUACGUCAGAUAGAAAAGAUCGCAAUGUUCAUCCAACUAGUCGAGCUCGGCUGACACCCAGGGCCGAGUCGAUUAGUCACGCGACGAGAAGAUAUGAAUCUGCCACGGCAGCACAUGACGAGUGGAAGAUGGUAUGGCAUAGAAUGACAGGUUUUAUAUAUUUUUUAUAAAGAGGCGGGCUUGGCGUAUAUAUCCUGGUACCAUGCCAGCUGGCGCUCUGGUUUAUCACUUGACGAAGGCGGUGCAUGACAUGUUCUGUUGGAGACUGAGGCAUCCCGAUUCGGUGGUCUCACCUGUCGCCCUUCAGCCAGUGAGAUAAUUGAUUAAUGACCGAAUAAAAUAGCCAGUUUUUAUGCUUUGGAACAGGUCUGAAUUAUACGUGCCAUUUUGCUUCGGAAGCAGUGAUGAAACUAGAGCAUUAAGUCUUAAGGUACCUGAGAAUUAAUGUAAAA
Messenger RNA from Fusarium graminearum PH-1, 1512 nucleotides. RefSeq lists its product as uncharacterized. The record is from RefSeq and is a predicted model, not a curated record. Bases 586 to 1005 code for a protein of 139 amino acids. NCBI's taxonomy places the organism in Eukaryota, Fungi, Ascomycota, Sordariomycetes, Hypocreales, Nectriaceae. Gene Ontology annotation, biological process: endoplasmic reticulum to Golgi vesicle-mediated transport. The transcript has 4 exons. Gene Ontology annotation, cellular component: endoplasmic reticulum membrane; COPII-coated ER to Golgi transport vesicle.